AGGAGCGGCCCAGCCGCUGCCGCCAGUCCUUCGUGUGGCUGGCCGCAGACCUGGCCGACGACCAGCCAACGGGUGUCUGCGUCUGGGACGCGAUGCGGAGCACCGGCGUGGGGGGCCUCCGGCCCUACGCCGACAGCAGCAGCAGCAGCAGCAGCGACAGCGGGAGUGACAGUGACAGUGACAGCGACAGCGACAGUGACAGCGAUAGCGACAGCAGGGAUCUGUCUAUCGAAGACGAUUCUGAGUCUGUUUACACUUGCAGUAACGAUCCUAAUGGCGGGUACGACAGUGACUCACGGUACGAGUUCGUGAUGAUGACGAGUCCCAAGCCGAAACUGUACAUCAAGAAGAAAUGCGGCCAGGAGCGAGCCGACAUUCGAGACUUUGUGGGGAUCGACAUGAUGUUCAUCAAGCAAGUGAAGAUGAGAGCGAUCAACUGGUUGAACUGCUCGCUAUGGAACACAAUCAGUGACCAGAUGGUGUAUCGAGACUCUUACGGCGACAUCAAUGACUACAGCUCGGUUGCGGAAGAGUCACAAGAUAGAGUGGAAUGUGAAGUGACAUCUGCGGAGGAGAAGGACAACGGCAAGCAGGAGCCGCAGAAGCUGUCCGUGUUGUCAGGAGCGCUGGCCAUCCUUAACCCGGAGCGUCCGGACCUGGCCCGCACCGCCCCGGCGGAGGUGAUGUCGAGCCUGGAGACGGUGCUUGCGUGCGCCGACCGCCUGCCCGCCGACCGGGUCGUGAGGGCGCUGGUCGCGCUCGAGCUGUACGCGUGGCAGGUGAAGCUGCCGCCCAACCAGACCCUCCGGCUCACCGACAGCCGCGCCUCGGUGUCCGUCGCCGCCGGCGUCAGGGCCGUACUCUUCAACGUCGCCAAGCAAAUCGAGAUCGUGCCAGCCAAGGAGUCGGGAUUGAACGCCGUAGCGAUGGCUGACAACGAGGCCGUGGAGGCGGCGGUGGUGCUGCCCCCGGGGGUGGCGGCUGGGGGCAAGCGUGUCGCCACAGCGUUGAUCCAGGAGAGUGCCGUCCACGAGGUCUUCCUCCAGCCGGGUCUCCAGCUCAACACCAACGUGCUCAGCGUCCAGGCGGUGCUGAACGCCUCUGGAGAGGUGGACAUCGUGCUGAAGAAUAGCAACGUGGCCAUCCGCAGGCGGCGCUGCGGCUACUGGAACCUCAACACCUCCACCUGGGACUUCGACAACUGCAGGCUCAUCUCCAGGGGGAAGGUGAGCGACGUGUGCCGCUGCCGGCACCUGACGCACUUUGCUCAGCUGGUGACGGACGCGGACGUGGCGUGGCUGGGGCACGAGGGCACGCUGACGGCGCUGUCGGUGGCGGGCGUGUCGCUGUCGCUUCUGGGCGCUCUCGGCUUCGCGGGCACUGCGCUGGUGGCGGGCGAGUGGCGGCGGCGCGCCGGCUCGCGCGCGCUGCUGCAGCUCGUGCUGGCCACGGCGCUGCGCGACGCCUGCUUCGCCGCUGCCGCCUCCGCCCUCGGCUCCGGCGCCGCCCCAGGCGCAGAGCCGUACGCGCAGUCCGAGCCGGGGGCGCUCUGCGUCGUCGUGGGCGUCGCGCUGCAUUAUAGCCUGCUGGCCGCCGCCUGCUGGGCCACCGCCGCCGCGGCGCUGCAGGUCCUCCGUUUCGCGACUAUCACCGGCGCCCAGGCUUACCCUCACACAGUGCUGGUCUGCGCGCUGACGGCAUGGCUGAUGCCACUGGUGCCGGUGCUGGGGGCGCUGGUAGUACUUGGGCUGGAGGGCUACCAGUUGCGUGAGGACUCUGCGGCUGGAGCGCUCUGCUUCCCUCAGGGCGCCGCCUUCUAUACGGCCGUUCUGUUGCCCUCCACGCUCUGCUGCCUCGCCAGCGCCACAGCCUUCUUCUGGCUACUUUUCGUCGUUCUCUUCCCCUUCGGGCGGGCAAAAUCCGUUGCUGCUGCCUCCAGACACGGGCCGUCGAUGCUGCGGCGCCGGCUGAUGACGGCGGUGAUGCUGUUCUUCCUGCUGGGCGUGCCGUGGGCGCUCGGACCUCCCGCUAGGACCUUGUGGCUCGCCUACCUCUUCUGCAUCACAGCCACGCCGCACGGGCUGGUGUUGUUCCUGUUCUUCGUGCUCGGGGAACCACAGCUGCGCGCCAAGUGGUGGGCUACCUUCCAGUCGUGGCUGCCUGCAGACACUUGCUACCUUGACAAGAUGGCGGCCAGGAGCUCGCAGGGCCGGUCCUCGUCCACCACCACCACCACCACCGCUACAGCAGCUGUGGCCCCACCAGUCAAGGAGCAUCCCGCUGUGUCCGCCUCGGCCAGCUUCUCCAGUGAGGGGGCCAACAGCUCUGUCUCCAUCAGCAGAUACUGAACGCCGUCCACAGCAACAACUAGCACUGCUGUGUGUCACGCGUGCUCAAGCGUCAGACUUCAGACAAGGGAAAGAAAUAGUUCUCCAAGUGAGCAGAAUGCACCAUGUCCUCGUUCAUUACCUACACUAUUUAAAACUAUGAGAGAUUCAAAGCCAUUUGUUUCUUUUGCAGUGGAUCGAAACUUAUAACAGAUCAACGUUCAAAUGUAUGGAAUGUGACUUACAACUAUAUCAACAAGUAUUAACAUAUGACAGUAGAUGUAUAUCAAAGACUUACGCAAGAAUUUAAAGCAGACAAACUGGAGAUGAGGUAUCUCACAACUGAUUGACAGCCAUCUCAUCUACUUUUUGCAGAUUAGAUUCCUUACAUUUCUAGAAAUACUGAGUAAAAUUAUGAGUUUGUGAACAUUGAUUCUCUUGUCCCCGAUUUACGUGUCCACAAAUAUAAAAGUGUAGAGAAAUCGGUCAGUACAGUUUUUCGUAAUAUGACAACGAUCUUCGUUGUUGCCUAAUCAUUUUCAUGUGGCUCAUAGUCACAUAUUCAUGGAGGGACAGUGAAAUGAAAAUUUUUGAAAUUUUAUUUACUGUACACAUCUAGAUAAAAACAACAUUUACUGUAGGUAGAAAUCCCACCAAAAAGGAAUAACAGUAUGUGCAUAUAAGGGGCAGUUAAAUGAAAAUGCCACAGAUGGAAGAAAGUAAGUAAAGUGUUUAUUAUUUAAAAAGUAAUCGCCGUAGCUGUUAAUACAUUUAUCCGACUGUAAACCAAAACGGGCAGUGCCUUUAUAGAAAAAUGUAUGCGGUUUCGUACAGAAUCAUGAAUGUAUCCAGGUGUGCGUCUCUUUGUCUGGAAUAAAUGGACGGCCACAAAUUUCCUCCUUCAGGGCUCCAAAAAUAUGGAAAUCUGGAGAGAUAUCGGGACUGUAUGGAGGAUGUGCAAGGGCUUUCCAGCGAAACAUCUGCAGCAUAGUCGAAACAACCUUGGCAACAUGUGGGCGGGUAAUAUCCUGCAAUAGAAUGAUGCUGUCCAUCAACCUGCUACUCAUUGACUUUCUGGGACACAGUGCACAACGCACAGCAGUACACGCACACUCUCCUCAUGUCAUUUCCCUAUUUUUGGAACCUUGAAGUAAGAUAUUCAUCGCCGUCGAUUUCCUUCACAUGAAGAGAUGCACGCUCAGGUACAAUCAUUGUUCUGUAGGCAGCCACAAACAUCUUUCUAUGAUGGCAUUGACAAUUUCACAGUGGAUAGAUACGUUAACAGUUAUGCCGAUUACUUCUGAAAUAAAAUAAAUAAUUUACAUACUUUUUUUUAUCUUCUCGUUUCCUUUCGACUGGCCCUUAUAAAUACUAUGCUUUUCUACAGGACGAAGACGAUAAUUUUCGGAAAUGAUUACAUGUGCUAAAUAUCAUUUAUAAAAGUAAUAGUGUUCAGAUAUCCAGAACAAAAACAGUAGUUAUGGCAAGACAAUGAAAAUUGGUAGUUAGAGACAAUAAUUGACGGUGAACCAGUAGGACAAGUAUCAAGUUUUAUCUGCGUUGGUUGUGAUUCAUAUCUCAAGAAUGACGACGAAGUGAAGAAAAAGCUUCAUCGAUCUCGCUAUGUGUGAGGAACAUUUCGGCCAGCAUCGAAGCGUAAGAUAACGGAUUCAACUUAAAUUCUGGAAGGUUAUAGCUAUGCCAAGAUUGAUAUAUAGAACCGAAAAAUAAGUGAAUAAAACAAAUUAUCGGAACAAAAUGCAAUCGUCUGAAGUAUAGUUCCUCAGGUCAGUGGAAGGGU
Schistocerca americana (American grasshopper) is the source of this 4128-nucleotide messenger RNA. Its product is annotated as adhesion G protein-coupled receptor E3-like. Gene Ontology annotation, cellular component: membrane. Gene Ontology annotation, biological process: adenylate cyclase-activating G protein-coupled receptor signaling pathway; cell surface receptor signaling pathway. The transcript has 10 exons. Gene Ontology annotation, molecular function: G protein-coupled receptor activity. The record is from RefSeq and is a predicted model, not a curated record. Lineage: Eukaryota; Metazoa; Arthropoda; Insecta; Orthoptera; Acrididae. The coding region runs from base 93 to 2348 and encodes 751 amino acids.